Molecule: messenger RNA, 1501 nt
Organism: Morus notabilis
Lineage: Eukaryota; Viridiplantae; Streptophyta; Magnoliopsida; Rosales; Moraceae
Product: vinorine synthase
Exons: 1
Coding region: 123-1439 (438 amino acids)
Source: RefSeq, a predicted model, not a curated record
ACCAAACACUUUUCUCAAAAAAAAAAAAAAAAACAAACAAACAAACAACAACACUUUCCCUUAGCUAUAUACAAUAUCCUUUCCCUUAGGUUAAUUUAUGUGAAUUAGGUCUUGUGUUACUUAUGGAGGUCGAAAUCGAGUUAAUCUCCAAAGAAUUCAUUAAACCAUCGUCUCCAACACCUGACCAUCUUCGCCAUUACCAGCUCUCUUUCCUUGACCAACUCUCACCCAAAGUCUACAAUCCUUGGCUUCUUUUCUACUUAUUAAAUAAUGAUGAUCAUGUUCAUCAUAGCGAGUUUAACAAUAUCACCAAUAUUUCCUACCACCUCAAGAAAUCCUUGUCCCAAGUCUUAUCCCUUUACUACCCUCUAGCGGGACGAGUCAAAGAUGGCCUAAAUAUCAUCGAUUGUAAUGACGAGGGAGUCCCUUUCUUCGAAGCGCGAGUAAAAGGAAAACUUUCCGAUGUGAUCGACAAUCCAAACAUUAACGAACUCGACAGGUUCCUUCCGUUUAAGCUCGACGACGUCACCGAAUUAGCCCUCGGCCUCCAAAUCAACGUCUUCGAGUGCGGAGGAAUCGCUAUCGGCGUGUGCAACUCGCACCAACUCUCGGACGCUUUGUCGAACAUCACGUUCAUCAAAACCUGGGUGGCCACCGCUCGCCGAGAACCCGACAUAGUCCGCCCAGAAUUCAUCUCCGGAAAGCUCUUCCCGCCAAAGAAUUUGGUAGGGUUGAACCCUAGUAUUGGCAUCACGAGGAAGAACAUCAUGACAAAGAGAUUUGUGUUUAAGGCGGCUACCAUUGAGGCUCUGAGAGCGAAGUACGACGAAAACUCGCUCGGAGAAGACCGGCGACGGCCCUCGCGCGUUGAGGCCUUGUCGGCCUUCAUAUGGAGUCGGUUUGUGGCUGCAACAAAUGGAGAUCAAUCAGGGCACGAUGAUCAGAAGACAUACAUAGUACUUCAUGCUGUAAAUCUACGUCCGAGGUUUGAGCCACCGCUUGGAGAAAACCACUUUGGAAACUAUUUUAGAGUUGCCAUUACAGUUCCUUCGUUAAAAACUGGUGAAGAUCUGUGUCAUGGUUUUGUAAGACAAGUAAGAGAGGAAAUAAGGAAGAUUGACAAGGAGUUUGUGAGGAAGCUACAAGAGGGAAAUGAACACUUGGAAUUGCUGAAGGAUCGUAGCGAAGGAUUCGUCAAAGGAGAGGUGAUUACAUUCGCAUUCACAAGCUUGUGUAGGUUUCCAGUUUAUGAAGCGGAUUUCGGGUGGGGAAAGCCCACGUGGGUGGGCUCAGCUGCGUUGAAUUUCCACAAUGUGACUGUUUUCAUGGACGCCAAAAAUGGUGAUGGAAUAGAGGCUUAUCUCAGCUUGAAAGAUGAAGACUUGGCUAAAUUGGAAGUUGAUAAAGAGUUUCAAGCGUGCGUUUCUCUGACCGAGUAGAGUAAUGUAUAUGUAAUCAAAGUAUUGACACAUCGGUAUAAAUAAACAAUAGUGAAUAAAGU